Messenger RNA from Tarenaya hassleriana, 1548 nucleotides. Its product is annotated as maltose excess protein 1, chloroplastic-like. Gene Ontology annotation, molecular function: maltose transmembrane transporter activity. Gene Ontology annotation, cellular component: chloroplast envelope. Lineage: Eukaryota; Viridiplantae; Streptophyta; Magnoliopsida; Brassicales; Cleomaceae. The record is from RefSeq and is a predicted model, not a curated record. The transcript is spliced from 9 exons. The coding region runs from base 150 to 1382 and encodes 410 amino acids.
AUCCGUGCAAAUCGUCUUAAUAUUUACGAUAAUGCCCUCAACGUGUCAACUUGGUCUUUGUUCCCUAUGCCUUCUCUCCAUUACAGUUGCCGAGUUCACUCGGGUUUUCCCCUCUUCGUCUCCGUUCUGAAAACGCAAGAGCAUCUUCCAUGGCUGCUAAGUCUGUCGCAACUCCUCUCGGCGGCCAUCGCUUCUUGAUAUUCCCGAGUUGCCCUUCCUCUUCCCGCCUUCCCACGAGCCGGCUCUCCUGUUCGCCGUCGAAGCGUAACGACGGUGUCGCGUCCACUGUUGCCGUUAAUUGUUCCCGUGGGUUGGGUCUGACUCGGUUGAACUCGGUCCUGUCGACUCGCCGUCGGAUCAUUCCGGUUCGCGCCGUCGACUCGGGGCUCCCUCACCAGGGGUCUGCAGAUUUUGGGAAAAGUAAAGCAUAUGAAGAAUGGGAUUCAUGGACGGCGAAAUUUUCCGGUGCAGCGAACUUUCCGUUUCUGAUGCUACAGUUGCCGCAGAUUAUCCUCAAUGCCCAGAAUCUUAUGGCGGGAAACAAGACAGCCCUUUCGGCAGUCCCAUGGCUGGGGAUGUUAACUGGUUUGCUUGGAAACCUGUCGUUGCUUUCGUAUUUCGCUAAGAAGAAAGAAAAGGAAGCGGUUUUGGUGCAGACACUGGGAGUUAUCACAACCUACGUUGUUCUACUGCAGCUCAGAAUGGCUGAAGCAAUGCCUUUGCAGCAUUUUGUUGCUACUUCAACCAUUGUGCUUAUGGGUCUUGCAUUGAACUUCAUGAACUACUUUGGUCUGCUUACUGCUACAAUAUGGCAAUUGUGGGAAGACUUUAUCACUGUCGGUGGACUCUCAGUUCUUCCUCAAAUCAUGUGGUCUACUUUUGUCCCGUAUGUACCAAACUGCAUCUUGCCGGGAGCGACAGCUUUUGUUAUCGCUGUGGCAGCAAUUGUCAUGGCCCGUACCGGGAAACUCUCGGAGAAAGGUGUUAACUUUGUCGGAUCAAUUUCCGGAUGGACGGCCACACUUCUUUUCAUGUGGAUGCCUGUCUCACAGAUGUGGACAAAUUUCCUGAGCCCUGACAAUAUAAAAGGCCUAUCGCCUUAUACAAUGGUGCUGGCUAUGAUGGGGAAUGGCCUUAUGAUCCCUCGAGCACUAUUCAUCCGCGACCUCAUGUGGUUCACUGGUUCAUCAUGGGCAACCCUCUUGUACGGAUAUGGCAAUGUCCUAUGCUUAUAUAUAUUUAACUGCACCAGCAAGGGAUUCUUCGUGGCGGCUACGCUCGGUUUGAUCUCAUGGAUCGGGCUGACUUUGUGGAGAGACGCAGUGGCAUACGGACAGAACUCGCCAUUCAGAUCUUUGAAAGAGUUGGUUGUUGGAUCAUAACCUCCGGACACACAGAACGCUUGUGUUCGUGGUUUCAUAUUGUCUCCGACCGUUGUGGAUACAAAUUUCAAUAUGCUGCAGACGAAUAGAGUGAAUUCAUUCAAUACCCACACGUGGUGAUGAAGAAAAUGGAGGGUAUUUGUUAGUUUUCAUAAAGUGAUUAAUC